Molecule: messenger RNA, 604 nt
Organism: Zea mays
Lineage: Eukaryota; Viridiplantae; Streptophyta; Magnoliopsida; Poales; Poaceae
Exons: 2
Coding region: 38-394 (118 amino acids)
Source: RefSeq, a predicted model, not a curated record
AUGUCAUGAAUUCCUUUUAUUUACACCCACAGCACCCAUGUCCUCCGCCUCGUGCCUCGUCCAUCCCGCUCCAAGGUUCCGGGUUCGGCUCCUGCCUCUCCCCUCCUCCGUCGCCGCGAGGCCGUUGCUUGGCUUCAGGCCUCGGUGUGGGGCUCCAGCGAAGGGAUGGGCAUUGUGGCACGUCUCAUGCUUCAAAAAUGGUCAGGAUGGGCCAACAACAUCUGACGAAGGUGAUGACUUCAAGUAUGUUGCCCAAUCACAGAGCUCUGGUGGUGCAGAGGUGAAAAAGGAAGAGGUGAGUAGCUUAAACGGGGAGCAGGAGCAGAAUUUGAAGGACGGCGAUGGGUUCCUGCAACUGCAGAAGGCAAGUCUGAUUUGCUUGAAUUGUUUGUAAUUUGUACUCCAGUAAAUUUGGACAUGGAAUGUGCUACUUGGAUGGGGGUGCUUGAGAGAAAAAGUGACGUGUCAUUAUUUAGGAUACAUUAAAGCUAAAACUACUGCAUAACUGGAUUGUCAACUUAUAUUUGUCUUGAUUGUCUGAUAAUUUAAUGUAAGAAACUGGAAUGAAAACUAUUGGUCAUAAUUAUAAAACAGCUAUAGAAUA